Ochotona curzoniae (black-lipped pika) is the source of this 3120-nucleotide messenger RNA. RefSeq names its product myosin-binding protein H-like. The transcript is spliced from 10 exons. The record is from RefSeq and is a predicted model, not a curated record. Gene Ontology annotation, molecular function: protein binding. Lineage: Eukaryota; Metazoa; Chordata; Mammalia; Lagomorpha; Ochotonidae. Bases 1000 to 2454 code for a protein of 484 amino acids.
CUAAUGUUUUAUUCAAUCCAUGUCUAGAUGUCUCAUUUGCCCUAUACUGGGAACGCUCCCACCCACACCCUGCUUCAAAGAAUCUAGAAGAUUCUGAAAGCUGUUUUCCAGCAGUAGUGCCUUUCCAAGAUCCACCUCCAAUUUGUCCCAACCCCCAGGGCAAAGGGUUCUGUGUACCAAAGGGAAACCAAAGAAGGCUGACCAUGAACCCAGGCAGUGGCAGUAAGAAGUGAGGCCGUCUGUAGGUGAUCGGGCCGUGGAGUACGCCCCUCCUGACUGCACCAAGGUCACUGAGACUUGGAGCAGGUGCAUUCUGGCAGGGCAGGUUCCUGAUGCCCCUUGUCCUGUGCACCUGCCAUGCUGUGGCAGAACCCACAGACCCUUCCCUGCCACAGGCAAUGUGCUCAACCGUGAGCUCCGAGAUGCCCACUCUUCCUGACACCCUGAGCCCCUGGUGUCCUGCAGAACCCCAUCCCACUCCCUCAACCUCACACAGCACAGGGGAGAGUCCUAGAGGCCUGCAGACCCCAGGGAAAUGUGUCGGGGGACUCUGAGCCCCACUCCCUGGUGUGAGAAGCCCCGGAAACAGGUGGCCCCAGAGACACUCAGAGUUCAGUCUGGUCUCCGUCCCCAGAUGGACACUCUCCCCACAGCCCUGUCACCUGGCACCGGCCCCCAGCCAAGUCCCAGCUCUCCCAUACACGCCCUCCCCCACUCCCCGGGCAGCGGCACUCUGGUGGCCAGGCACAGCCAGGGUGCUGGACAAGGGAGUGAGCGCCUCAAGGGGCCUGUGCGCUUCCUCCCCCAGAUCUAUUCCUAGCCUGGACGCCUUGCUCCCAGCCCCCCACCUGACCUGACCCCACAGCUGAGAAUCGUUGGCAGGGGGCGGGGCAGCCCCUAGCUAUAUAAACCCAGACCGAGGUGGCCCAGGCAUCCUGGAGCCCCAGGCCCUCCACACCGACCCUGCUCACAGCAGUGCGAGCCCCAGCCUGCCCAGCAAUGACGGGAAAAGCCGCCUCUGAGACCCCUGCCCCCAGCACGGAGGAGGCAACGGCUGAGUCUGCCAAGGCGCCCAGCACUGAGUCUGCAGCAGCAGCAGCAGCAGCAGCGUCGGAGGAGCAGCCCCCACAGCUGCAGGACCCUGUCUCUCAGGAACCUACCCCUGAGGCCCCCGCGGCCCCUGCAGAAGCCCCUGCAGCCACAAAACCUGCCCCCCUCAGUGAAGAUGUUCCCAGCGCCCCCCUGCGGCUGGCCUUGGAGGAUGUGAGCAGCAGCUCAGUGACCGUGAGCUGGGAGCCCCCAGAGCGCCUGGGAAAGCUGGGGCUCCAGGGUUAUGUGCUGGAAUUCCGCCGGGAAGGAGCCUCAGAGUGGGUACCUGUGAAUGCCCGGCCCCUGAUGGUGACCCAGCAGACGAUGCGGAACCUAGCCCUGGGGGACAAGUUCUUCCUGCGCGUGACUGCCGUGAGCCGGGCGGGUGCUGGCCCGCCGGCCGUGCUGGAACAGCCUGUCCACAUCCUGGAGACCAUCGAGGCCCCCAAGAUCCGCGUCCCCCGCCACCUCCGUCAGACCUACAUCCGCCGCGUGGGAGAAGCCAUCAACCUGCAGAUCCCCUUUCAGGGCAAGCCCAAGCCCCAGGCCUCCUGGACCCAUGAUGGCCACGCCCUGGACACGCAGCGCGUGAAUGUGCGCAGCGGCGAGCAGGACUCCAUCCUCUUCAUCCGCUCGGCCCAGCGCUGUGACUCGGGCCGCUAUGAGCUCACUGUGCGGCUGGAAGACCUGGAGGCCAAGGCAGCCAUCGACAUCCUGGUGAUUGAGAAACCUGGGCCCCCCAGCAGCAUCAAGCUCCUAGAUGUGUGGGGCUGUAAUGCCGCUCUUGAGUGGAGCCCACCCCAGGACACGGGCAACACAGAACUCCUUGGGUACACGGUGCAGAAGGCAGACAAGAAGACAGGGCAAUGGUUCACGGUGCUGGAACGCUACCACCCCACCACCUGCACCAUCUCCGAUCUCAUCGUUGGCAACUCUUACUCCUUCCGGGUCUUCUCCGAAAACCUGUGUGGCCUCAGUGACUCAGCCACAGUCACCAAGGAGCUGGCGCACAUCCAGAAGGCAGGUAUUGUAGCCAAACCCAAAGGGUUUGUCGAGCGAGACUUCUCAGAAGCCCCUUCAUUCACACAGCCCCUGGCUGACCACACCUCCACACCGGGCUACAGCACUCAACUCUUCUGUAGUGUCCGAGCGUCACCCAAGCCCAAGAUCAUUUGGAUGAAGAACAAGAUGGACAUCCAGGGCGAUCCCAAGUACCGAGCCAUCUCCGAGCAGGGGAUCUGCACCCUGGAGAUUCGUAAGCCUAGCCCUUUUGACUCUGGCGUCUACACCUGCAAGGCGGUCAACGUGCUGGGCGAGGCCUCGGUGGAAUGCCGGCUGGAGGUCAAAGCCUCAGCCACACACUGAAGAGCCACGGUGGGAGGAAGCCGUGCCUACAAGGCAGGUGACUGGCUGGGCCCCCACCCCUGCUCCCUCUAAACAGGGGCUGGGCUGGGAGGGGGACGGUCAGCUCAGGAUGCAAAUGUGCAGGCACGGGCAGCUAGUGCACCAGUGUGGAAAAGCACGGUGACAUUGCAGAGCCAGGCCAUGCUGAGUGACUUUACAUAGAGGUAGGGAUACGGAGCCCCUACCCCUUCCCUGGCAUUCUUCAGCGUUGCAUAAGGAAGCGUGUAGUACUGCAGGGCAGGCUAGGGAGGGAGGCCCUGGGAGAGUGGAAGGUGCUGCGUUCCACCUGCUGCACCCCUCUUUCCUUCUCCUCCCCAACCCCCUCACCGCCCCGCACCUCUGGCAGCAGCCACGCUCCACCCCGCACCAGGGCUCAGGAAGCACCUUCUCCAGCAGGUGCUGCAGCCUGAGGAUCCAACUUCACCAAGACCCCAGACUCCCACUUUCACAGCCGUGGCUUCCCUCUGCUGCCGCUGGCUCCGCCUGCCCUGGCUGGAGCCCAGAAGUUACAGGUGGGCAUAGCGAGCCCCCCGGGAGCAUGCUUCCAGGGUGGAAAAGACCAGAAAUGUGCAGGAGCUGAAGUGGGCACGGGGCUGUGCACUGGGCAAGAAGCAUCAAAUAAAGGCU